UACUACAAUUAAGGAGAGUAUAUAUAUACUGUGUAUGGAGAGAAGUCGUUUCCUACUGUCGAGAAUGUUGUCGAUGAUACACUGCUUGUGUUAUAUCUAUAUGAUGAUUAUGGCUAAUUGCUUUACUGCAGGUGCAUUAGGAAUAGCUCAUACCAAUUUCAGCACAGAUCAGUCUGCACUUCUUGCUCUCAAAGCUCACAUCACUAGUGACCCUCAAAACAUCUUGACCGCUAACUGGUCCUCUGCCUCCAAUUUCGACAUUUGCAACUGGGUUGGCGUUACCUGCGGUGCUCGCCACCACAGAGUCACGGCCUUAAAUCUCUCGUACAUGGGUCUUGCCGGGGUUAUUCCUCCGCAUCUAGGCAACCUCUCAUUUCUCAUUGAGUUGAGCGUUGAGAAUAAUAGUUUUCAUGGUCCCCUACCCCAAGAAUUGUCUCGUUUGCGCCGGUUGAAGAAGGUUUGCUUUGGAAACAACAACUUUAUGGGAACCAUUCCUUCGUGGUUUGGGUCGUUCGCUAAACUUCAAAUCUUCAUAUUGUAUGGUAAUGGCUUCUCUGGCUUUAUACCCGCUGCUAUCUUCAACUUAUCUGCACUCAAAGAAAUUGAUCUGAGCAGUAACCAACUAUCAGGUAGCAUACCCAGAGAAAUAGGCAACUUAACAAUGGUGAAGUUAAUAUACCUUGAAGACAACAAGUUCGAAGUUUUGGUGUGA
Malus domestica (apple) is the source of this 712-nucleotide messenger RNA. Lineage: Eukaryota; Viridiplantae; Streptophyta; Magnoliopsida; Rosales; Rosaceae. The record is from RefSeq and is a predicted model, not a curated record.